AUGGUUGGGUUUUAUAUGCCAAACUCGACUCGGGCUCUCCGACCCAACUUCAAGCAGACUUCUCCGAGGCUCGUGGGUCUUCUCCGAUCAGGGCAGGCCGUUGAUACGUCGGGUUUCAAAGCUAGUGCAGUUACAUUCAUUCUUUUGCUACUGGGGAAUACCCACGAGUUAUUCUUUAUGCUGCCAACCAUGAAGGUUACCAGCCUCUCCGCCAUUCUGGCGCUCUCUCUUUCCGCCCACGCUCUAUCUAACGGUUUCGUGGGCUGCUACUCAUCCUCCGGCAGCUUGGUGAACAAGGGCUCCAGUCAAUUUCAAUCCACGGGAUUAUGCACAAGUACUUGCGGUCGCAAUGGUGCGAGAUACGCUGCUACCACAAAUAGCGUUGACUGCUACUGUGGCUCUUCGCUGCCUCCGAGCGCGAAGCUCGUCUCCCAGUCAGAGUGCAAUGUCAACUGCCCAGGAUUUCCAGAGGACCAUUGUGGAGGCAAUGGCUUCUGGUCCGUUCACCAGACCUAUAUCACGGGCGAUGCCGUCGACGGCGGCGACAACAACAACAACAACAACAACAACAACAACACAGAUGAUGGGGAUGGGGACAGCGAUUCGGGCGACAACUCUGGGAGUGGUCCAGACGAUGGCCCUGGUAGUGGUCUCGGGGAUGGCCCAGAUAAUGGUCCAGGCAAAGGCCCAGGUGGCGGCCCGGAAACGACGAUGGCAUCCAGCUUCACCGUUUAUCCCACUCCUUCUGCAGUCAUUACGGUGACAGCUGUGACCGGCACCAGCUCCCCAUCUGCCACUCUCCCGAGCAAGGAAUCGUCCAGUGUCUCCGUCGCGACGGUGUCUCCAACCACAGCCACCUCGGGGGCCAGCCGGCGAUUCCGGUUCUUGUUUUUCUAA
Aspergillus costaricaensis CBS 115574 is the source of this 897-nucleotide messenger RNA. RefSeq names its product WSC domain-containing protein. Bases 1 to 897 code for a protein of 298 amino acids. NCBI's taxonomy places the organism in Eukaryota, Fungi, Ascomycota, Eurotiomycetes, Eurotiales, Aspergillaceae. The transcript has 4 exons. The record is from RefSeq and is a predicted model, not a curated record. Gene Ontology annotation, cellular component: plasma membrane.